Molecule: messenger RNA, 7383 nt
Organism: Dreissena polymorpha
Lineage: Eukaryota; Metazoa; Mollusca; Bivalvia; Myida; Dreissenidae
Product: zinc transporter 2-like
Exons: 8
Coding region: 64-1797 (577 amino acids)
Biological process (GO): response to zinc ion; zinc ion transmembrane transport
Cellular component (GO): plasma membrane
Molecular function (GO): zinc ion transmembrane transporter activity
Source: RefSeq, a predicted model, not a curated record
CCCCACAGCAACGAAAAUAUUCACAGACCCAAUAAGUCCGCAUUUUAGACAAAAUCACAUUACAUGUCACGUGAUCAUAACAAAAUGGCGAAUUCGUACAGUUCAGUGCAUCCACAACGUCAAUUCUUAAACGAAAAAAAUCCGGAUAUUGACACGUAUGGUUUAAUCGGGGUAAUUGAUGACAAUUUUUACGGUCAACCGGCUGCGGAUAUUUAUUCAGACAAACAAUUACGUACGGGUGAAUUCGAAAUUGGUGGGGUAAAAUGUGAUGACGAAGAUGGUGGGCUUUCAGAAUUUGACGCCGUGAGCGUUAUAACGAAAAAUAAACAUGUUGCACCACGACUGGUAUUUUUGGGAUCGGAUGAACAUUUAAAUUCGAGUAACUAUGGUUAUGCAGCUGAUUCUGACUAUAGUGACAGGAAUAGAACCUUAAGUGACAACACUCGCGUACCUGAUUUAUUAAAAUCUCAAAAUGGUGGUGCACCUGUUAGUCGGACAGUAAGAACUCAUUCGAGAAAUUCACACACUUCUCACGUGUCGUCGGAUUCGGAUCUACUUGCAGAACUUGACGAACAUUUUGCAGAAAACGAAAUGAAUCGGAUUCAGUUAUUGUCUUCCAAUUUGGAAGUUGGUGAAGACGCGUCUUCCGACAAUGGGUGGCAUUGUCACGAUGGCACCAUAAAAAAUCCGCUAGACAAGACAGCAAGGAAUCAACUGAUCGCUGUGUCAAUAUUGUGUAUUUUGUUUAUGAUCGGUGAAACUAUAGGUGGUAUUCUUUCCAACAGCCUGGCAUUGUUCACCGAUGUUCUUCAUUUAGGCAGUGACCUGUUCAGCUUCCUGAUAAGCCUGUUUGCCAUGUACUGGGCAAGAAAACCUGCCACUAAAAACAUGUCCUUUGGAUAUCAUAGGGCUGAGGUCCUUGGUGCUCUAGUUAGCGUUUUUUUCAUCUGGUCAGUCACGGGUGUCCUGGUAUACGUGGCAGUGGAGCGUAUUCAGCACAAACACUAUAUGGACGUGAAAGCUAAUGAGAUGUUGAUAACUGCUGUCCUGGGCGUCAUCUUCAAUGUCGUGAUGGGCGUGGUUUUACACUCGGAGAUUUGCUGCAAAAGCAGGGGUGGUCACUCCGGUUUCGGUCAUGGUCAUUCACACGGCGGAUCUCACAGCCACCACUCUCAUGGUCACGCACAUUCUGAAAACUCGAGUACGGGUUAUCUCCCAUUGGCAGAAGAAAGUGACCCAUGUCUUGGUUCCCAGGAUGAGGAAAUCGCCAUAGAAACAGAACCAGAACCAAAGAAGUCUCAUCCCAAGAAUAUUAACGUUAGAGCAGCGUUUAUUCACGUGAUAGGGGACAUAAUCCAGAGUCUGGGAGUGUUGCUGGCGGCCAUUAUAAUAAAACUGAAGCCUGAAGACCAAUACAAGUUGGCUGACCCAAUAUGUACGUUCUUGUUUUCAAUACUGGUGCUACUUACAACCGUAAAUGUUCUUCGAGAUACAGUCAGGAUCAUCAUGGAAGGUGUGCCUCGGGACACAAACUAUUUCGAUAUCAAGACCAACCUGUACAAGAUAAAAGAUGUGAAAGCAGUCCAUGGACUGACAGUGUGGUGCCUCACCUUAGAGAAAAAUGCUCUUGCCGUGCAUCUGUCUGUUGACCCAGCCAGUGACCACCAGCGUGUUCUCUCCGAGGCCACAGAUAUGCUGCACAAACGCUACAGCUUCCUCCACACAACCAUCCAAGUGGAGGACCACAACCCCAAACUGGUGGCAAAAUGCAAGGACUGCACUGAGCUGAAAAAGUAGUUCCAGAAAAAGUAGUUAUGAGAAAAAGUUGUUCCCAGAAUAAGAAUUUACAGAGAAAAAUGUAUCAAAAAGAUUGUUCAAUGUAGUUUGGUCAUUGCCCAAGGCUGAAAAAGUAGGUCCAAAAAAAUUAGUUCUGAAAAUUAGUUGCUCCAGGAAUAAGAAUUUUCAGAGAAAAUAGUUUCAAAAAGAUUGUUCCAGUUAGUUUAUGGGAGUGUUAAAAUGGAAUAUUCUUGAGAAGAUGAAUUUAAAUAAACAUCCUAUUGGAGGACAACAAACCCAAACUGGUGGCAAAAUACUUAGAUUGCCCUGGGCUGAAAAAGAAGUUUCAGAAAAAAGCAGGUCCGUAAAAAUAGAAGUUCCUUGAGGUGUUCAAGUUGGUAUAAAAGAGGUGACGUCAUGCCCACCUGCAAAGUUUAGACUCCACCCACUGGUCGGCAAAUGGUAUGGUGGUGGUAUUCAUGUAAGCACGUAUAGAAAAGCUGACAUUAUGUUUGUUUAUUUUCCCUAUAAUUAUAAAAAUUAUAUUUUAUUUUACUAUAUGUAUGAGACGAAAAGCUUUUAUAAACAAUUAUAUUGUUGUUAUUACUUGUUUUUAUUGAUAAUUAACAAGGUAUUGAAUACAUGCAGUGUAUUUUGUGUUUACCACAUAAAUCUCUCUAAUUGACACACCCCAGCAAUCAAUUUUUUUAGAUGAAAUAAACACAUCAGAAAACAAACGUGGUUCACAGUAAAUUUAAGUGAAUGAAUGAAAACAAACAGUUAUGAAAGCAAACAACAAAUAGAUAAAUUCAAUUGGCAUGUGCAAAACAUAAAAUAACUUAGUGGAACUUCUAUUAGUCUAUAUAGAAAUAAACUUGUAAGUUGUUACACAUUAAAAAAAAAUCUUUAUUUAUAUAAUUGUUUUAAUUAGAUUUGUUGGGUCCAAAUUUACACUCUUUGUUUGAGCAUAUAUAUUUCCGGUGAUAAAUAAAAAUAAUCCCACACUUCCAAACUAACAUUAAUUACAAACUUCAUUGUCCCCAAAUUUGAAGGUCUAAUUUGUUAUUUUUAUUGUUGAACAUUCCCCUACUGUGUUUUUCAUAUAAAAUUUGAAGCUCUUUGUAUAUUAUUUCAAAUCACUAUGUGAUUUGUUAUUGUUUUAUUUUGUCUUACUUAAUUGCUUCAUUAUAUGAUUUAAAUAUUUCUUCACAGACCAUUUUAAGUACGAUGAGCAUGCGUUCACAGUGGUACAUAUUUCAGUAUCAGACUUCGAUGUUGGAGUGGAGGGGUUGGUUAAAUUUUGGGUUAAUAAAAAAAAUAUUUAUUUUUUCCAAAUGACUGCCGAAAAUUUUAAAUGAAGGUUUCCAACAACAAAUAUGUUAUGGAUUCAUCUCAAAAGUUACCUGGGCAACAGAUAAGGAUCGUUUUAUCGUUUUUACGAUUUGUAUUUUACAGAAAAGGAAUUUAAAUAAAAAAUUGAUCGUACAAUAAAUGAUUACGAAAUCAGAAAACGAAUUGCAUUCGAUUCUUUGUCGUUUUAUUUUACCAAUUCCCUCCGUACUGUGUUUGAUUUGAAUUAGUAUAUUGUAACCUUUAGUGCGGUCGUAAUAUUAGUGACAAGUUUAUAUGAACACCGGUUCAGAACGGUGUAAACAUAAUAAAAAAAAUUCUUCUAUCGAAAAAAGUACACGAAAAUGUUGACAUCUUGUUCUAAACGCGGACGUGCUAAGCAAAUGUCAUUAGCGGCGUGCGCGCCUAAUAUGUUUCAAUUUGUAACACGAAACAAACCGUCGGGUAAAGACGUUGUAAAGAGUGUUUUAAAGCUAAAAAGGUGUCCUCUGAGAAUGAAACACAGGAAUGUUAAAAAACAGAACUCAUUAUCAUAUAUGGUUUGUCAAUAGAAAAUUAAAUGAAUUAAUUCAUAUAAACAAGCAAACAUUGAAAAUAUGAAUACAUAAUGUAAAUUUAGUAAAUUUAUUGCUAUAAGAAUUGCGACAAAUUGUCACAGCCAAAAAUUAAAGAGCUCAUCUCAUCCAGAAGUAAAGGUAAGUUUUUAAUCAACUGUAAAAAACUUUUUGACACAUUGCUUUGCGGGAAAAACUAAUUGUUUCAAAAAGCUAGCAGUGAAAACUAAUUGACAUGAAAUCUUAUCUGUUGCCCUGAGCUACUCAAAACAGUCCACCAGGGGUUAGGUGAGCAACAAAGGGUCUCAAGCCCUCUUGUCAUAUGUACUUUUUUUACAUUUUUCAUUUUCUAUAAGUUUUAUGACAUUUUAUAGGCAUACUACUUUCAAAAUAAGAUUUAGUAGAUUUAUUAAGAGGUGCUUACUUACAUGUAAAUAACUAUUUUAUCAUUUAUGGAUGAGACAAUUUUGCAAUUUGCUGUACUGCAUAAUAAUGUUUAUUUUAACCAUUAAUUUGUCAUCAUUAAUGAUGUAAACAUCAUAUUUGCAUUUGCUGUACAGAAUUUUAAUGUUUAUUAUGCCCCCGGAUCGAAAGAUCGGGGGUAUAUUGUUUUUGGCCUGUCUGUCAUUCAUUCAUUGUGGGUGUCCCAAAACUUUCACCUUGGUUAAAGUUUUGCAAUAACUUUUGCAAUAUUGAAGAUAGCAACUUGAUAUUUGGCAUGCAUGUGUAUCUCAUGGAGCUGCACAUUUUGAGUGGGGAAAGGUCAUCCUUCAAGGUCAAAGGUCAAAUAUAUGGCUUCAAAGCGGCGCAAUAGGGGGCAUUGUGUUUCUGACAAACACAUCUCUUGUUUUUUAAAUGCUCUUUAUCAUUAUUAAUUAUAUGCAAGUUAUUUUUUCAUUCGCAUUAUGUUUCUUUUUUAAAUAACUGUGUGAUUUUUAAUAAUGAUUUAGUCAUUAUUGCAUUUGCUGUGCAAAAUUAUCAUAUUUAUUUUAAUUGCCUACAAAGCUUUUCAUUUUGUACAAGGAAGCUAAUAGGCUUAAAGUUAUCAUUGAGACAAGAAAGAAGUUUUAAAAAGUACAGGAGACACAAUGUUUCCCAACACCUUUAGUUCUUUUUGAAGACAUGUUUUCUGCAGCUUACAUAGUUUUCAAUAGUUUUAUUUCAAUUCAAUAAAGAGUUGUGGUCUGAAAAAACUGGGCAUGAUGCAUGUGGGUCAAGUGUUGUCUCAGAUAAGCCUGGCAAGCUAAUCAGGGACGACACUUUCCGCUUUUAUGACAUUUUUCGUUUAAAUGAAAUCUCUUCUUAGCAAAAAUCCAAUUUAGGCGUUAAGUGUCGUCCCUGAUUAGCCUGUGUGGACUGCACAGGCUAAUCUGGGACGACACUUUACGCACAUGCAUUAUGCCCAAUUUUCUCAGAAUGCGACUCAUAUAUUAAUUUAAAAGCAAAUAAGUCAUUAUUUGGGCUGAAAAAUUCAAAGUAGAAACAAAUGGCCAUACUAUAAACAAUCUUGCCUUGUUAUUUGUUAUGUACUUUGUAUUUAUUCAAGAUUUUGUAUGAAUCUAUUACUUACGGGCCUCGCUCUGCGAAAACGGGGCUUAAAGGGAUCUUUUCAAGGUUUGGUAAAUUGACAAAAUUGAAAAAAGUUGUUUCAGAUUCGCAAAUUUUUGUUUUAGUUAUGAUAUUUGUGAGUAAACAGUAUUACUGAACAUUUACCAUAGUCCAAUAUAGCCGUUAUAUGUAUCUUUUGACGAUUUGAAAACCUAAAAAUUAUAAAGCGUUGCAACGCGAAACGAUUGAAUAAUUUGGAGACUUCUGUUGUUGUCGUUUAAAUUUACGAAACUACGAAGAUUGCUAAUAUAAGGUAUAAAAUACUUAAACUGUGUAUACCUGGCGGAAUAGCCGAGAGGGCUAAUGCGUUUUUACUUCAGACUAACUCCAGGACUCCGGGGGUCACUGGUUCGAGCCCUGGUACCGGCUACUUUUAUUUCCUUUUUUUAAUUUUAUUCUUGAUUUUUUACUGGAACUUUUAAGAUCCAAUGUUUACAUUAAUCAAUAUAAAGCAUUUAAUGACAAACUUCAAAAUAUGCCAAAAUCUGUGAAAAGGCGCCUUUAAUGCAUGUUUAUAAGUGUCAUCCAAAAUUAGCCUGUGCAGUCUGCACAUACUAAUCAGGUACGACACUUUCCGCUUGAAUGGAAUAUUUUGUUUGAAGGAAGUCUCCUAUAAACUUAUAUCCAGUAUAAGUUUUGUCCCUGAUUAGCCUAUAUGGACUGCACAGGCUAUUCUGGGAGGGUACUGUAUGUACAUGCAUUAAGCCAGGUUUUCUCUAUGCCAGGCUCGUAUAGUUUGUGGCUUUGUUUGGGGCUGCUACAUAGCUCUAGUCAGUGAUAUAUUUAGUUAGGAAUUGAUAACAUACCCGGUAAUCAUGUUAUGCUUACAAUUAAUAAGCAGAAUUUAUUUUUUUAUAAUAAAAGAAAUAAUUAUUUAGAUCUUGGUCCUUUCCUAAGUACCCAGAUUGUAUUUGUUGUAUCAUAGUAUAUGUAUACUUUACUUACUUAUUUUUCCUUUUGUUUUAACUGACAAGAGAAAAAUCUGUAAAAUUAACAAAUUAUUGUGAAAAUAAUUUGUUUCAAAGAUACACAUAAUUUGAAGUAGCAAUUAUGUUAUAUUAAUGUGAAUAUACUGUUGCCAAAAACACAAGCACAACAAAACAAUGUUGUUUUUUUCUUAUAUAAAUAUAUAUGUGUUUAUUGAAGUUUAAUUUUUAUUUUUUGAGUCUAUAAAGAAUAUAUAAUGUGUGAUGGUAGACGAUUCAGAUUACUUGAUAAUUUUGUUUAUAUUUCCCACUCUAUAAGGGAGUGAACUUAGGUUAUAAUCUUUUGUUUGAGGCACACCAAGUUUUCUCCCCUAGUCCCAAUUUGUGUAUAUGUUACAUAAAAACGCAAUGUUAUUUAUACAGAAUAAUUGGGAUACGUAUAUUUUAUUUUCGUUGUGUUGUGUUAAAUAAUACAGCAAUGUUUUUUUUAUAGUUUAUUUAAUUAAAUGAUUAAUUAUCUUGUGAUUUUCUAUUAUAUCUUAUGCAUGUUCCAUGUUUUUGUAAGGAGUAUUUGUCCUCUUAAAAUCUAAACACAUACUUACAUUUGAUUUAUAUUUUGCUUGCUUGAAGUAUGAUACUGUUCUUAUCUUUAAACAAAGGAAACUUAAUAAUGGACUGAACUUUAAAUGCAUUAAAUUUAAACAAUUGAAACUAAAAUAAUGGGCGAACUUUUGUUUGCAUCAAAUUUAAACAAUUGAAAAGUAAAGUAAUUGAUUAUACUUUUCAUAUUUUUUUUAAAUAAUAGAUUUCACCUCAAAAUCAACCUUGGACAGCUCAAAUCCGGAUUUCCGGAAUAAUCCGGAAAAUUGACACCCCUCUAAUCUAAGAUACUGAAGUCAUUUGUUAAUUUAUAAGAAUAUCUGUACAUAGUGUUCAGCAAUUGUGGUACAGAUGGUUGCUUUAUAGUUGGUUUAAAUAGAAAAAUGGAAUCUCUUUCUGAAAGAGCAUUUAAUUAUUGGUUGUUAUUGUUUAUGCCACUUUUUUCUUCAUAAAAUGAAUUGUUGUUUUUUGCUUACAUGUUAUACGCAUUAAUUUGUAAAAUAUUUAUCUCAGAUUUAUUGGUGUUCAAAAUAAAAGCAGAUAUAUUUUUUAAAGAUGAAACUAUUUUA